AAAUUUCCUUUUUCCUACUCCGACCAUCCGCAAGGCUUAAAAACUUCAAACUCAGAAAAAAAAUGGGGUUUCUAAAUUCUCUGUUGAGCGUCAUGGAUUACUUUUGCGGAGGCUUUUUGGAGCACUUCUGAAUUUUCAGAUUCUUUACCUGUUCCUAACGGUGUCUGGAUGUGGGUCUGAUGCGAAUCGACAGCAGAGGUCGGAGGAGGGCAGGGUCAAAGAGAUGGGCUCUGUCAAUGGCGAAUGUUUGGAUGAACUUCAGGGAACCCUUACCACCAGACGUGGAAGUGAGGAGACACCCGGUGGCUGUUGGUGACGGGAUGGACAAAUGUUGUCUUGAAUUGUAGGACCUCCGUGCUGAGAGGACUCAAAUGGUGGUAAUCGGGAGGCAUUAUCGGUCGUGAGUGAGGACCAGUCCUUAUUCGAGUGUGCCUACGGAACGCCACACCUGGCUAAGACAGAGAUGACCGCAUCCUCUUCCGGUGACUAUGGCCAGACAUCCAAGAUGAGUCCUCGGGUUCCCCAGCAGGACUGGCUGUCUCAACCCCCAGCCAGGGUCACCAUCAAGAUGGAAUGCAACCCUAGCCAGGUGAAUGGUUCCAGGAACUCGCCCGAUGAAUGCUGUGUGAGCAAAGGUGGGAAGAUGCUGGGCAGCCCUGACACCGUGGGGAUGAGCUAUGGCAACUACAUGGAGGAGAAGCACAUGCCACCCCCCAACAUGACCACCAGCGAGCGCAGGGUGAUCGUCCCCGCAGAUCCUACUCUGUGGAGCACGGACCAUGUCCGGCAGUGGUUGGAAUGGGCAGUGAAAGAAUACGCCCUCCUAGACGUGGACGUCCUAUUAUUUCAGAACAUCGACGGGAAGGAGCUGUGCAAGAUGACGAAGGACGAUUUCCAGAGGCUCACUCCGAGCUACAAUGCCGACAUCCUACUCUCACAUCUCCACUACCUCAGAGAGACGCCUCUUCCGCACUUGACUUCCGAUGACGUUGAUAAGGCUUUGCAGAACUCUCCACGGUUAAUGCAUGCCAGGAACACAGGGGGUACAGCUUUUAUUUUCCCAAAUACUUCAGUAUAUCCAGAAGCUACACAAAGAAUUACAACUAGGCCAGAUUUACCUUAUGAGCCUCCCAGGAGAACAGCCUGGACCGGCCAUGGCCACCCAACCCCUCAGUCCAAAGCUGCUCAGCCGUCUCCUUCCACGGUGCCCAAGACGGAAGACCAGCGUCCUCAGUUAGACCCAUACCAGAUUCUGGGACCCACCAGCAGCCGCCUCGCUAAUCCAGGUAGUGGCCAAAUCCAGCUGUGGCAGUUCCUUCUGGAACUCCUGUCUGACAGCUCAAACUCCAACUGCAUCACCUGGGAAGGCACCAAUGGGGAGUUCAAGAUGACAGACCCUGACGAGGUGGCUCGGCGCUGGGGGGAGCGUAAGAGCAAGCCCAACAUGAACUAUGAUAAACUCAGCCGCGCCCUCCGCUACUACUACGACAAAAACAUCAUGACCAAAGUGCAUGGGAAGCGUUACGCCUACAAGUUCGACUUCCAUGGGAUCGCGCAGGCCCUUCAGCCCCAUCCUCCCGAGUCAUCUCUGUACAAGUACCCCUCCGACCUCCCAUACAUGGGCUCCUACCACGCCCACCCCCAGAAGAUGAACUUUGUGGCUCCCCACCCUCCAGCCCUCCCAGUCACAUCGUCUAGUUUCUUCGCUGCCCCAAACCCAUACUGGAAUUCGCCGACCGGGGGCAUUUACCCGAACACUAGGCUCCCUGCCAGUCAUAUGUCCUCUCACCUGGGCACUUACUAUUAGAGAGGAGAUGGAGGCCUUUCCCAACAAUCACCUAGCAGCCACCACAAUCUCAGAGAAUACAAGUCGGAAGUGCCUCAUGAGGAAUGGAAAAGGUUGACCAGAGCUGGGGAAGGAAGCCGGAAAAACCAAAGACUUACAGGGGCAUCACCCAAGUAUUACUAAAGAAAUAGAGGAAGCUCAAAAAAAUACAAUGUACAUGGACAUAUAACCUGUGGUCCGCCCUUGUCAAAGACUUUGUAUGUAGAAAAGCAUGACCCGAUAAAGGCAACUGCCCAAGAAAGCGGCCUUAAGUAGUGUACAAACUGCAGAGUGUGGGACCUUGCUUGUUCCAACCAGGAUUCAGCGAAAGCAAUAGAGAAAACCAGUAACACAGUCUUGGCCUAACAUACCAUUUAGAAUGUCGUUUGAAGGGAAACUACUUGUGUUUAAAAAUAGAAACAUAUCAAAAACCAAAUGAGAAGACAAAGCGAGAAAGAUGGCGGCCCCUCCACAAACCACAUUGUGGAUUUUCUUGGCUGCUGUUUGCUGUUUUUUGGUUAAAAUCAGAGUCUUACCAUUUGAUGGAGAGCCACCAGCUCUAUCAAACUGUGAAGAUGACCUAAAGUCUUAUCUCCUUUUCAGUAUUACAGGAACUGUGAGCCACAUGGUGGACGGGGGAUGUGCAUAGCGUGUGAGUAUGUGAUUAUAGAAAAAGGGCUGAAAGAUGAGGAAGAUUUGAGGAAGAAGUAGAGAGG
Phodopus roborovskii (desert hamster) is the source of this 2541-nucleotide messenger RNA. RefSeq names its product ETS transcription factor ERG (gene Erg). Gene Ontology annotation, cellular component: nucleus. The record is from RefSeq and is a predicted model, not a curated record. The coding region runs from base 464 to 1807 and encodes 447 amino acids. The transcript is spliced from 10 exons. Gene Ontology annotation, molecular function: sequence-specific DNA binding; DNA-binding transcription factor activity, RNA polymerase II-specific. Lineage: Eukaryota; Metazoa; Chordata; Mammalia; Rodentia; Cricetidae. Gene Ontology annotation, biological process: regulation of transcription by RNA polymerase II; cell differentiation.